Messenger RNA from Pistacia vera, 2548 nucleotides. Its product is annotated as probable glycosyltransferase At5g03795. The transcript is spliced from 5 exons. Gene Ontology annotation, molecular function: glycosyltransferase activity. The record is from RefSeq and is a predicted model, not a curated record. Lineage: Eukaryota; Viridiplantae; Streptophyta; Magnoliopsida; Sapindales; Anacardiaceae. Bases 276 to 2300 code for a protein of 674 amino acids.
ACUGUUCUCCAAUUGUUAAUCACAGUAGGUAAUCUUACUAAAGUACCGACUCUUUCAUCCAAUCAAGAGACCAAGAAAAAGAAAAAGAAAAAGAAAAAUUCUAAUUACUACAGUAUUAUGAUUAUUGUAAACUUUUGUAUAUGCAUGCAUAUUGUUCACACUCACUCAACUUCCUAUGCCGACAAGUUACUGAGGUUUGAGAAAUGGGUGAGUUAUCUUCCCAUGCUGAAUGAGUAAGAUAAGGAUUUGUUUUGUCAGUAGAUCCAUUUCUAGUUAUGGAGUCACUAUCUCAAUUUGUGAAACUAUUUCAUGUUCAAACUCGAAGAUGGCUUUUUGUGGUGGGGCUGUUAGCUGUUACUCAUCUAUUAUUUCAGUCCCUGUUGCUUCCAUAUGGGAAAGCUCUUCAGUCUCUGUUGCCUGAUGCUGAGCUUCCAAUACAUGAUGAAAGUAGCCAGCCUACUUUGAAAACUUUGACAAAAUCUGCAAUGGUUCGCAACCCUCUUACAGUCAAUGCUUCAGACGAGACUAAUGAUUCUGUGUUCAGAGAGUUUGUGGAAGAUGGUGACAAUUAUAAUCUUGAUAGAGAAAUUGGGCAUGAUAGUGGGCUAAAAGGAAUAGUCAGAGACUUAAAUGAUGGUUUUGUAUUUGAGGGGAAUGGCCAGGAUAGUUCUAUUGAACUUGUUACUGAUAGAGAAGUGGAUGAUGAGGAUGUUGAAGAUCUUAUUGGUAGUUCUGCACUGGAUAGUGCUAAGAAUAGAGAAAAUAGUUCAAUACUGGAAUUAGCCAGUGAAGCCAGACAUGGUCUCCCACUAGAGCAGAUUGUGAAGCUAAACAGGGAAGUUUCAACAGCAAAUACUCAAGAGCAACAUACAAGUCAGACGGCUAAAAAUUUGGAAGGUCCUAAAACUGUCUCAACUACAUUAACUCCAUUUGAAAACAUCACUUUUUUGAUAACAAAGGUGUCAAAUGCAAGUUCUUUUGUUAGUUCUGUUGUUCCGCCGAGUAAUCCUGUGACUUCAAAAAAUGUUUCUGCAUUGACUGGUUCUCCUGGGAAGAAGAAGAUGAGGUGUCUAUUGCCACCAAAAACAGUAACAUCAGUAAAUGAGAUGGACCAUAUACUGAUGCAGCGUCGUCGGUCUUCGCGAGCAAUGAGACCACGAUGGUCCUCCAUACGUGACCAGGAAGUUUUGGCUGCAAGGGCGGAGAUUGAGAAGGCUCCUAUUGCAGUGAAUGAUCGAGAACUUUAUGCUCCCCUCUUUCGUAAUGUUUCCAGGUUUAAAAGGAGCUAUGAACUCAUGGAUCGCACACUCAAAGUCUAUGUCUAUAGGGAUGGGAACAAACCCAUCUUUCAUCAACCUAUACUCAAAGGAUUAUAUGCUUCGGAGGGAUGGUUUAUGAAAUUGAUGGAGGGAAACAAACAUUUUGUUGUGAAGGACCCACAAAAGGCUCACCUGUUUUAUAUGCCAUUUAGUUCAAGGAUGCUGGAGUACACCCUUUAUGUUCGCAACUCUCACAACCGGACAAACCUACGCCAAUACUUGAAGGAUUACAGUGAAAAAAUAGCAGCAAAAUAUCCUUACUGGAAUAGAACUGGUGGAGCAGAUCAUUUACUUGUUGCCUGCCAUGAUUGGGCUCCAUAUGAAACGAGACACCACAUGGAACAUUGCAUCAAAGCACUUUGCAAUGCAGAUGUCACAGCAGGCUUUAAGAUAGGAAGGGAUGUGUCUCUUCCAGAAACAUAUGUCCGCGCAGCAAGAAACCCUCUUAGAGAUCUUGGGGGAAAACCACCUUCACGCCGGCGCAAUCUUGCCUUCUAUGCUGGUAAUAUGCAUGGAUAUUUACGUCCAAUAUUACUGAAACACUGGAAAGACAAAGACCCAGACAUGAAGAUCUUUGGUCCAAUGCCUCCUGGAGUUGCUAGCAAAAUGAAUUACAUUCAACACAUGAAGAGCAGCAAGUACUGUAUAUGCCCUAAGGGUUAUGAGGUCAACAGCCCUCGCGUAGUUGAGGCCAUCUUUUAUGAGUGUGUACCUGUAAUAGUAUCAGACAAUUUUGUGCCACCAUUUUUUGAGGUCUUGGACUGGGGAGCGUUCUCAGUUAUAAUAGCAGAGAGUGAAAUUCCCAACUUGAAAAAUAUUUUGCUUUCAAUAUCAAAAGAGAAGUAUCUUCAGAUGCAACUGGCGGUGAGGAAGGUUCAGCGACAUUUCCUCUGGCAUGCUAAGCCUGAGAAGUAUGAUCUCUUCCACAUGACCCUUCAUUCAAUUUGGUACAAUAGAGUCUAUCAGAUAAAACCUAGAUAACAAGGUUAAAUUCUCAAGAAAGUGGAAAAGAUGAGAUAUAGAAAGCAAUUCUGGUUGGAGCCUUAUAAUAUUUCUUCCUACAAGCUACAGAAAGCUUCUGGUUGAAUUUAGAAUGAGCAUGUACUCGUAUAUGUAGUUAAAACUUUUUCAAAGACUACCAAUGUAAAUGUAUGCUGUUAUGCCAUUUUCCUUUUAUAAAUGUAUUUGUUAAAAGAACAAAAUUUUCUUCCAUUGAGUAACACAACCAA